Molecule: messenger RNA, 2152 nt
Organism: Gambusia affinis (western mosquitofish)
Lineage: Eukaryota; Metazoa; Chordata; Actinopteri; Cyprinodontiformes; Poeciliidae
Gene: arl13b
Product: ADP-ribosylation factor-like 13b
Exons: 10
Coding region: 532-1743 (403 amino acids)
Biological process (GO): non-motile cilium assembly; receptor localization to non-motile cilium
Cellular component (GO): motile cilium; non-motile cilium; ciliary membrane
Molecular function (GO): GTP binding; GTPase activity
Source: RefSeq, a predicted model, not a curated record
UAAUAAAGGAAUCAUUUGCCAUCAGCGUCCGUCGCACGCUCUCGUAAAGAUUACGUCAUCACGUCCGCAGCCUAGCAGCAGAAUCGACGGCGUAAACAAAGCGAGCCGCUACGAGCUAAAUGGACGAUGUUUCUUUGGUGAAAUAGUGGCUGUGUCUAUACAUUUUUUCACCAACCUAUAGACGGAGCUCGGCUUCUCGUCGCUGAAUUUUAAGACUUACUUUUCCGUUGAGUUCCAAAAAAAUUAGCCUACCGUUACUGCUAGCUGCGUUAGCUCUAGGUAGCCUUGGAUAACGGGAUUUUUGUAGUCCUGGAAUAGUUUUCAAUCGAGUCGGUGUUAUUUAUUAAAGCUGUUUUAUUAUUUUCACUCAUGUCGAGUAAGUAGAGAGCUGCUAACUCUGCUGGCAUGAGGAGUUAGCUCGCAAUGAUGUAGCAACUCGUGACUAAAAGGAUCGUUGAUCUGGAUAGCUAGAUAGCCCCCCUUGGAUCGAUGACCACCUAACCAGCUGCUGCGAUCUGGAGGCGGACUGACAUGUUUAGUUUGAUGGCGAACUGCUGCAGCUGGCUGAAACGAUGGCAGGAACCUGCCAGGAAGGUGACCCUGGUGAUGGUUGGUCUGGAUAACGCAGGGAAGACGGCGGCGGUGCGAGGAAUCCAGGGAGAGAAUCCGCAGGACGUGGCUCCCACUGUGGGCUUCUCCAAGGUGGACCUGAAGCAGGGGAAGUUCGAGGUGACCAUCUUCGACCUGGGAGGCGGGAAGCGGAUCCGCGACAUCUGGAAGAACUACUACUCGGAGUCCCACGGCGUGGUGUUCGUGGUGGACUCCAGCGACGUGCAGCGCAUCCAGGAGACGAAGGAGACCAUGGCGCAGGUCCUGCAGCACCCGCGCAUCGCUGGAAAACCUGUCCUGGUACUUGCUAACAAACAAGACCUGGAGGGGGCGCUGGCAGAGGCUGACAUCAUCGAGAACCUGUCGCUGGAGAAACUCGUUAACGAGAACAAGUGUCUCUGUCAGAUCGAACCGUGCUCCGCCAUCUUAGGAUGUGGAAAGAAGGUGGACAAGUCCAUCAAGAAGGGCCUGACCUGGCUCCUCAGCAACAUCGCCAAAGACUACGAGGCGAUUGCUGAGCGCGUGCAGAAGGACACGGCGGAGCAGCGCGCGCUGGAGGAGCAGGACAAGAAGGAGAGAGCGGAGAGGGUGAGGCGGAUACGAGAGGAGAGGGAACGGCUGGAGCACGAGGAAGCAGAGCGGGAAGGACAGCCCGUCCAGGAGGACGAGGCUGACGGGAACAUCCAGAGCCCCUUCCAACCCAUUGGAGACUUAAUCUCCGAGAGAGAAGAGACGGAGAGGCAGGAGCAGCUAGAGUUAGGAGACAGAAGUAACGGUCCAAAGGAGAAAGAGGAAGAGGAGGAUGAGGAGGACAACGCUGGAGAACCAAACGACAUGAGACAAACAGCAGGAAACAUGACGCCCACAGGCGAGCAGAGCAAGAAGAAGACGAGCAAACUGCAUCUGAAGAGGAAGCACCGGGUCGACCCGCUGAGGGCCGACGACAGCCCCACAGAGAGCCUAACGCAGCCGCCGCCACCGCCACCCGUGGGAUGGGCCACGCCCAAAGUCUCUCGGCUGCCCAAACUCGAGCCGAUCGGGGACUCGGGACAUUCUGAGUUUUACAAGAAACCGCUCCCGCCGCUCGCCAACAGGCCGCGACCUAACGGUGACUCUCAAGAUGUCAUCUCUUAAAGCUCCUUCACUGACAAACUCAUUGACUGAGGUCAACUUUUGACCAAUCACAGCUCUUUUCUGUGCUUUCUGUCCCAAGCGAGCGCGGUGUAGACCACCAAAACCACACCAAUGGGACAACCGUGGGAGCCAGCGGAUUGAGCUGAACAGAGGAGGAAAACGAAGCCAAGUUUCAUGCGGAACUGUGCAUCAAAACAAUAGAUUUGUUUUCUAUUAUUGAUCAGUAUUGAAAUUUGGGAGUCAGUGCAUCCAACUAAAACACUUUAAACUGAGAAGCAAUGUAAAUAAAACCUCAUCUAACCUUAGCACAAUAAGAAAGGACGUUCAAGUUCCUCAGUUGUUUCUUUGUUGUUACAAUGCAGUUGGACACACUCUUUAUUUCCUCUAAAAUGGUGUAGUUGUCAAGUUU